Molecule: messenger RNA, 717 nt
Organism: Rhipicephalus sanguineus (brown dog tick)
Lineage: Eukaryota; Metazoa; Arthropoda; Arachnida; Ixodida; Ixodidae
Exons: 1
Coding region: 1-717 (238 amino acids)
Source: RefSeq, a predicted model, not a curated record
AUGCAAAUUAACGUUAACAAAACAAAAGCUAUCACGUUCGGGACAACGGCUAACCUCGUGUUUUGCGACUACACGUUGAACAACAUGCCCAUAGACUCUGUAUCCACAAUAAAAUACCUUGGUGUACAUUUGUCAUCAGACCUGUCAUGGAACACCCAUAUAGACGCUAUCGUCAGUAAAGCAUCCAGAUCACUUGGCUUCAUAAGGCGUAAUUUGCAUCCGGCGAACUCCGAAACUAAACUUCUUGCUUAUAAAACCUUAGUACGCUCAAAACUCGAAUAUGCCUCCUUCAUCUGGAAUCCGCAUCAGGCCUACCUCAAACAGAAACUGGAGUCGGUACAAAAUAAGGCUGCUCGCUUCAUCACAAAAAACUACUUACGAACAUCAAGCGUAACUGAAAUCAAAUCUUCACUCAAUUUAGCUCCUCUAGAAAAUCGCAGGUUGCUGACACUAUUGUCAUUCUUUCAUAAGCUUUACUUCAAUCAGUCAUCCCACGAUAUCUUCAAUAUCAGGCCAGCUCGUCAUAUAUCUUCGCGACUCGAUCACCAACAUAAAAUUGAACCUAUUUUCGCUCGCACUAAUCUCUUUUUUCACUCCCCACUUCUCCUCGCCAUUCGUGAAUGGAAUCUUCUUCCUGCUGACAUUGUGCUCAUUGUGAAUCAUGACUCAUUUGUAACUAGUCUAAAGUCAUUUCUAGGACAAAAUGGAAGCCAAUAG